Messenger RNA from Ananas comosus (pineapple), 1200 nucleotides. RefSeq lists its product as uncharacterized. The transcript has a single exon. The record is from RefSeq and is a predicted model, not a curated record. Lineage: Eukaryota; Viridiplantae; Streptophyta; Magnoliopsida; Poales; Bromeliaceae. The coding region runs from base 301 to 822 and encodes 173 amino acids.
UUAUGCUCUAUAGAUUAAAAGUUUUUGAAAUAUGCGGUGUACGGACCACGGUCUAUGCAAUAAUUAUGGUCUCUUCUUUGGAACGCAAAAGACGCGAGAAGCAGCGUUCGACACAAUCCAACCAAAUCCCGUUUCCGGUAACGGCUUCCGUUUCCCUCUCGUGCGUUCUCGCCUUCUCAGCGACGAUCUCGCGGAUCGUUCCGGAAUCUUCGCGACGGUUCUUCCGGGUUCUAAGGAUCGAUCGAAACCCUUCCACUUUUCCCCUCUUUCAAUCUCGACGAUGGGAUCGCGCGGCAUCUGAUGGGGCGAAGGGGGGCCCCCGCGGCGUCGUCGUCGUCGUCGUCGUCGGCGGCGGCGGCGGCGGUGCAGGCGAGGAGGAGGCAACCGGUGAUACUGAAGGAGGCGGCGGUGGCGGGGCCGCGGCCGAGCGCGCGGCGGCGGAUCGGGGAGGCGGCGGGGGGGACGGCGGCGGGGUGCGCGGCGGUGUGCUGCUGCUGCCCCUGCGCGGUGGUCGACCUCGUCGUCACCGCCGUGGUGAGGCUCCCCGCGGGGCUCUGCCGCCGCGCGAUGAGGGCGAGGGCGGCGCGGCGGAGGAGGGCCAGAGCGCCGGGGCUCCUCGCCGCCGCCCCCGAACGCAGAGGCGGAGGCGACGCGGCCGCGGCGGCGGAGAAGGACGGGGUCGAGUUCUAUCUCCACCUCCACCAAGCGGAGGCGGCGACGGGGGCGGAGGAGGAGGCGUCCGAAACCGAGAAGGAGAUGUGGAAGAGAUUCUACGGCGCCGGGUUCUGGCGGAGCCCGUCGCAGGUGGAGGACGAACGGUAACGGUUUCGUUUCGGAUUUUUUUUUCUUUUUUUUUUUUUUCCUUGAGGUUUUUGCUCCUCACAAAAAAAAAAAAAUCUUUCUAUUCUAAAUGGAAAUUAAUGUUGUCAAAAAACAUAGAUUUUAAUAUUAUCAAAAUAGUUAUAUUUCUCUGUUUUGAUAAUAGUAAAAUUUAUUUUGGCAAAAUAUCUUAUCAAUUCUCAUCUCCAUAAUUGUAUAUUUUAUCUUAUUAUUCGUCAUUUCGAUUGUGUGUAUAGAAAUUUUUAUUACAUCUGAGUGAAUAAUCGUGUGAUCUAAAGGUGUCUAUGUACGAGAUACACAAGCUCUAAAUCAUCGUAUGGAUAAUAAAGUUAAGAGAAAUGCAACAGAUUGCAAAAAAAU